This is a messenger RNA of Centruroides sculpturatus (bark scorpion), 890 nucleotides long. RefSeq lists its product as uncharacterized. The transcript has a single exon. Bases 214 to 825 code for a protein of 203 amino acids. NCBI's taxonomy places the organism in Eukaryota, Metazoa, Arthropoda, Arachnida, Scorpiones, Buthidae. The record is from RefSeq and is a predicted model, not a curated record.
UAAAAAUUACUGCAUUCAAAUAAGAUAUACAGGGUGAUUGGAAAAUGUCUGGCCAAAAUUUAAAGGGGGUUAGAGGGGAAGAAUAUAAAAGGAUUCACAGUACAAUGCUUGUCCGGAAAUGCAGAAUUAAGGUGGUAGAGAGCACUGUGUAGGGUAGUUGAAACAAGCCAGCAAUGCAGGAAGCUGUCAUUCCCUGCUGUGAUUUCAUACAGCAUGCAGCACUUCACAAAUGCUGAACUAGCAGAUAUCAAUCUGAUGUAUGAAGCUGUGAACAGAAAUGGGAGAGCUGCACAAAGGUUGUAUAGGGAACGAUUUCCCAACAGAGAAAUACUGAAUCAUCAAACUUUCAAGCAAGUGCACAGACAGCUUCAUGAAAGUGGAUUCUUCAAUGCCAACAGACAUGACGUGGGCAGGCCUUGCUCAGCGAGAACAGUGCCAGUGGAAGAAGAUGUCAUAUGUGCGGUGGAGCACAACUUUCCACAAGCACGAGAGCUGUUUCCUGUAGAUUGGGUGAGACAGACACUUGUAUGGGAGAUUUUGCAUGCCAAAGGUAUGCACCCAUACCGUUUACAAAGGGUGCAGACAUUGAUACAGGCAGAUUUUCCUCUCUAUAUAAACUUUUCACAAUGGUACUUGCAACAGGCUGCUGUGCAGCCUGACUUCCCCCCUUAUUCACAGAUGACACAAUGUUCACUUGAGAGGGUGUGUUUAACAGUCACAAUGCUCAUGUUUGGAAAUAUGACAAUCCUCAUGCGACAAUACCUCAUGCUUACGAGCAGAGAUUUAGUGUUAAUGUGUGGGCAGGUAUGGUGCACAAAUACGUGAUUGGGCCAUAUAUCUUACCUCAUCACUUGGACGGCUCAAAAUACCUCAUCUUCUUGUAACAGGUC